Amphiprion ocellaris (clown anemonefish) is the source of this 944-nucleotide messenger RNA. RefSeq lists its product as uncharacterized. NCBI's taxonomy places the organism in Eukaryota, Metazoa, Chordata, Actinopteri, Pomacentridae. The record is from RefSeq and is a predicted model, not a curated record. The coding region runs from base 89 to 886 and encodes 265 amino acids. The transcript is spliced from 8 exons. Gene Ontology annotation, molecular function: oxidoreductase activity.
UUUUAGGUCAUCGGUAGUGGACGAAGCAUUGGCGCACAGGCUGUAGGAAGUUUAUGCAAAGUACAUACAUGCAAACACAGCAGAAAUCAUGGCCUCUGACGAUGCGUUUAAAGUUUCUUCCCUGAAAGGUAAAGUGACCCUGAUAACGGGUGCCAGCUCGGGCAUCGGUGCAGGUACGAGCGUCCUGUUCGCUAAACUCGGAGCUCUGCUGGCGCUGAACGGCCGCGACGUGGAAAACCUGCAGAAAAUAGCCAAACAGUGCACCGACUUUGGAGCUGCAGAGCCGUUUCUUGUUCCUGGAGACCUGACCGACGAGGAGACGGUGAAGACGACGGUGGAGCAAACCAUCGCUCGCUUCGGCCGCCUGGAUGUUCUGGUCAACAGCGCUGGAAUCCUGGCGAUGGGCAGCAUCGAGACAACAGACCUGGCUCAGUACGACAGAGUGAUGAACAUCAAUGUCAGGUCUGUUUAUCACCUGACUCAACUUUGUGUCCCGCAUCUGAUCAAGACCAAAGGCUCCAUUGUCAAUGUAUCCAGCGUCAACGGACAGAGAUCAUUCCCCGGAGUUUUGGCUUAUUGCAUGUCCAAGUCAGCCAUCGACCAGUUUACACGAUGUAUAGCGCUUGAGCUGGCGUCAAAGCAAGUCAGGGUGAACUCGGUCUGUCCUGGUGUGAUAAUCACAGACGUCCACAAGAGAGCAGGACUGGAUGAGGAGCAGUACGCUCAGUUUCUUGCAAAGUGUAAGCAGACCCACGCUCUCGGACGACCAGGUGAGGUGGAUGAAGUGGCCCACAGCAUCGCCUUCCUGGCAUCUGACGCCGCCAGCUUUAUCACCGGAGUCAACCUUCCCAUCGAUGGCGGUCGCCACGCUAUGUGCCCAAGAUAAGAGCAUGUAUAUUAACAUACAGCAUACAGUCUGCUAAUAUAGUACUUUGAAACACUAA